Trypanosoma grayi is the source of this 384-nucleotide messenger RNA. RefSeq names its product putative zinc-binding phosphatase. The record is from RefSeq and is a predicted model, not a curated record. The annotation marks the transcript as partial. The transcript has a single exon. Lineage: Eukaryota; Euglenozoa; Kinetoplastea; Trypanosomatida; Trypanosomatidae.
AUGUCCGUAGGUGCGCCCCCUGGCACACUAGCCGGUGAGCUGAACUACCUUAGCAUUCAGCACUCCGCUAAUGACAGUGAAGCCGCCGCCCUGCUUCACCCGAUUGGCGACAAGGACGGGGAGUGUGUGCGCAGCGACCUCAAAAUCUCCAACUACCGCAUCGCAAUACGGCCGAUCGGCGACGACGACAGCAGCGGCAGCAGCAUGAGCGGCCAGAAUUAUGAAAAGGUUGAAUUCUCGUUACCGCUCAUGUCCAUUAAUUCGUGGAGCCUGCCACGCAUGUCGCUGACGGCUGCACAGCGUGUAGUGCUCCAGCGCGGGCGCGGCCAGGCGCUCACGGAGGCCGCCACACCGACGCGCUCCGGUGGCGCCUCGUCGUCGUCG